GAGGAUCCACUGCCAGUAACGUUCGUGCCGAUGAUGUACUCUGUCGUGUGUCGUAAAGGUAGCAAACAUUCAGGCGCUGCAUAGUGGAACCCCAUCCAUUUUUUUCUUAUUGGAUUUUACAAGUGGACCAGCUAACCCAGGGAGAAAAAUCCCUGCAAUCCGGAAGUACAAAAUAUCCGAAAUACCGAAAGUUGUGCCAGUUGUAUGAUAUUCCAAGGAUAGUUCCUGCGUGUGGAUUUGCUGAUUCCGAAAGAAAAGCGGAUUAAAUUUUCUUCACACCCCCAUCAUAUAUGAAAGAGGAUUAUGAAUGUGGACUAAAUCAAUUAAUAUCGAGGUGAUAGUAAUCUGCUUCCUAUCGAUCAUCCCAUGGCCUGGGCCGAGCGUGUUCAAAAUAUCCUGCUCCCGCGACAGUUCCCGAGUGGUGCGCAAAAUAGUCCAGUCCAAAUGGUUGCCCAUCCUGGAGAAGUACCAGGUCACGUUACCACUGGAAUGUCCGUUUCAUCCGUUGCGCGACAUCUUCGGGCCACAGCAGGCAGCCAAAAAGCAAAACCGCCCGAGCCAAUGGACCUGCGGUCUGUGUGGUAAGAGUUUCUUCGAAGAGAAACACCUCGAUAUGCACUUUGAAAACCGUCACAAAAGCAAUAUCAACAUGGCGGAGGACGCCGUCUGUCUGGCGGACUACUGCGACAUGAUGCGUUGCGAGGUGCUGAUCGCCAAGGAUGCCACGUUAUCCUUUGGAGGCGAUCCCAACAUGAUGUCCACGGAUAUCGAGGUGUGGAACGAAGCAACUGCCUACCGGACGGCCCUAUCUACCGCCGGUCCAAGGGAUUUGGCGAAGGUGCCAGCAAGGAAAUCUCUGCUUCCAAAGAUCUUACAAACGAUAAAGAAUGACAUUCUGAACGAACGGAAGUCUCCAAUGUCGGCAUUGAGUACAAAAGGCCUGUCCAACUGUGAAGUCCCCGCCGACAAACGAAAGUCACGUGUGAGAGAGCACUCGGGGAGUGAUGAUGAUCAUGGGGUGGAAAUUGAUGAUGAAGAUGACGACGAUGACGAAGAUGACGACGACGAUGAAGAUGAGGAGAACGAAAACGAUAGCAAUGCGACUUCGCAAUGUGAGCAGAAUCUGGUGGAUUCUUCGCUACCGCCCGUUGAUCGCAAGCAGCAAAAGCUAUCGGAGAUGCAACGAAUGAAAGCCAACUGCAAGGCAGAGGAGUUGGAUCAACUGAAAACGCGAUGUGAAAUACUCGUUCGAGACUGUAUUGUUGGGCUGCUGGUUCAGCUGUCCUUGGAGGACUUCAAGAGCAUGGAGGAGGAGAUGAAUCGAGCCGUGUGUUGGUACCUGACCUGUGAGAGGUACUGGGAAGAUGGGCCUCUUGAUCAGCGGCCAUUCCCUUGGGGACUAGUGUUCGUCCUGGUGAUGGUCCUAUCGUUGGGCGUAUGCUUGUGCUACUAUAUCAUAUGGAUAUUGUUUGAUGAAGACCAUAGUCCAAUGACGAGUAACCAGAUAACGGCUCAUCCGAGUCCAACGCAUGGAAGGCACUAUCUACAGCCACAGGCCAGCAUCUACCAUUUGGCAGACGGUGGUCACUCGGCUACCAGCCUCAACAGUCUAGGCCAGAUGUCGACUAUGAACGUGACGCCUGUGGGCGUAUCAAGUGGGACGGAUCUUCAACAUACGCCCCAGAUCCAUGCCGCACAGGUACCGUACGGGGACGAAGGCGGCUACGGGUAUGCUGCCGGAAGUGGUGGAUCCAACGCUGUCCCGUCCGAUGGAGCAGCAAUUGCCGGAACAACCAUGGCCGGAACCGGCGAGUUCAGCGAGCUGGGCCAAAGCGAGCACUACAUCUACGUGACGUACCCGCCAGAACUGAAACGAAGACUACUAGAAAGCUGCUACAAUAGAACGACCCGCCUAUGAAAUUAGAUUGAUACUGAGAGGUCUAGUAGAACCAAACCAAAUUUAAAACAAAGACAAAUACAUGAGUAAAGCAAAUCACCCUUUUAGGAACACCUUCACUAACUAAAAGUAGCCCAACAGAACUGUACUCUUUUGAAAGAAUGAAAAAAAAACACUGACUAUAGAUAACGAAUUUUGUAGGAGUAAAUUGUAACAGAAUCACUAUUUCACCAACAAAAACAGACAUGUGAAUGUUUGAAGGGUCUGUAACAUUUAAGGCAAGAAGAAAUCACGACAGUGGCUUUUGAAAACCUUAGGAUGCAACUGCUUUAACUAGCGAACUUUUUUUUUCGGGAAUCAUUGUAAAAAACGUAGAAUUAUCUAUUUUCAUAAGUUUUAGCACAAAUUUAUCAUUUAUUUUACAACACUUCCUAGACCGAUUAGAUAAAUUAGUAUGUAGUACAAUACUUUUAUUAAGUUAAGAAAAAUAAAGCUAUAGAAACCAUUCAAUGACAUCACAGACACUUUAAAACCAUGACCAAGCCGAAAGGCAUCUGAGUUCCAUCUUUCUAUAAUUAUAAUACUAAAAAUCCAAAACGCGAUCUUCGAAUUAUCUUUCUACAACUAUAAAGUACAAACCAUGCGCUGAGAUCGAAUAGAGCAACUAAUCGAGAAUCGCGUAAGUCUUGUUUCAAGUAUUAGGUCACAUCGAAACCGAUACGCGAUCGUUUUUAACAUUCCUGCAUAGCAUUAAACUUCGAAAGCGCUGUUAAAAUUAACUUCAAAUCACUUAUUACGACUAGAGUUGCACACUUUGUUGUACGAAUGCCAUGCCCAACAAGACUUGAAAUACGUUCCAUAACAGACAAACUUGGAACAAUUUUCUUGCUUCCCAUGGUUUUCGUACCACAUUUGUGUAACAAGUAUUUAUAACUCGACGAUUUUUAACUCGUCAAGCCGAAAUGAUUACUGAAACAAAACAGACAAACUAAAGGUUGAAUCGAGGGAAUGGAUAAUCAAUUUUUCAAAUAUGUACCAUUUAGAGAAUAAUCUCAUUCAUAUGAAUAUA
This is a messenger RNA of Aedes aegypti (yellow fever mosquito), 2966 nucleotides long. RefSeq lists its product as uncharacterized. Bases 308 to 1918 code for a protein of 536 amino acids. The record is from RefSeq and is a predicted model, not a curated record. NCBI's taxonomy places the organism in Eukaryota, Metazoa, Arthropoda, Insecta, Diptera, Culicidae. The transcript has 6 exons.